GUUGGGCAGCGGUGAAGGCGAAGGAACGGACGAGUCGAGUUCACAAAAUGGCGGCCAAGCUGAGGUUUGCGACCAUAUAGAACGUGUGAAAUCUGUAAUUUUUUUACAAUGUGGCGAUCUUAAGUAUCAAUUUUAGUGUAAUAUCGUAAGCGCGUGUGUUUCCGGUUUUUAUUAUUUUGAAAACUGUGCGAUUUCGUUCGCUGUGAAUGUUCGCUUAGAAUCAUUGUGCGACGCGUAGACAAGACGAUGCAGAAAACAUUAGAAUCAGAAUCUGGUAAGGAAUCUGGAUCAGAUUCUGACAAUGAAAGUAAAAGUGACAGCAGUUCCUCCGGAAGUAAAUCGUCUGGUUCCGGUUCAGGAUCUGAUAGUGAAUCUAGCUCCUCGUGUUCCGGUUCAGCGUCAGGUUCUGAAUCAGAUAAAUCUGAUAAAUCCGAAAAGUCUGAGAAAUCUGAAAAGUCUGAUGCACCUGCACAAAAUGAUAAUUAUCAGAGCAAACGAACGAAUAACAGCACUGAAACAAAACAUAGACACAAAAGCGAUUCUAGUCGUGAAUGGGACGAGAAUCCUGAUAUUUAUGGCAUCAGAAGGUCCAAUCGGUCGAGGAAAGAGCCCGACAGGCUCACGACACAACGUGAAAGCGACAGCGAUGGUCGCAAGAAAAUUAAGAAAAAAAGUUCACAUAGUACAUGGAAUUCUGAUAGUUCAGAAUCAGAGUCGGAAGUUGAACGUAAAAAACCACCACCAAGUAAAUCGAUAAAUCGGCAAGCUGCUCAAAAAGCCAAAGAGAAAGCACGAGCGCGUAAAAAACAACUUUCUGAUUCUUCAGAAUCUUCUUAUGAUAGUGAUGAUCAUAGAAGACAAGUCACAAGAAGAACGGGAGCUGCUGUUAGUUAUAAAGAGCAAAGCGAGGAAAGAACUGACAGCGAGGAUCUUGUGGAACAAGAUGAGACUGAAGUACCAGCUGAGCCCGAUAAUGCAGAAACAAUUGAACGCAUUUUGGGACAGAGAAUUGGCAAAAAAGGAGUUACAGGCAAUAUAACAACAGUUUAUGCUGUUGAAGAAAAUGGUGAUCCAAAUCCAACAAAUUUGGAAGGCGAAGAAACUGAAGUACAAUAUUUAAUAAAAUGGAAAGGAUGGUCUUAUAUUCAUAGUACAUGGGAAUCGGAUGAUUCUCUAAAAGCCCAGAAAGUAAAAGGAUUAAAAAAAUUGGAGAAUUUUGUAAAGAAAGAACGUGAAAUUAAAUAUUGGAGGGAAUAUGCGGGACCCGAAGAUAUUGAUUAUUAUGAAUGUCAACUUGAACUUCAACAAGAUUUAUUGAAAAGUUAUUAUAAUGUUGAAAGAAUAAUUGCCGAAUUUGAAAAACCUGAUUCAAUUCAUCCUGAUUAUUAUUGUAAAUGGGAAAGUUUACCAUACGCUGAUGCAACAUGGGAGGAUGGUGCACUUAUUGUUAAAAGGUGGCCGGAAAAAAUUCAAGAUUUCAGAGAUAGAGAGGAUUCACAAAAAACUCCCAGUAAACAUUGUAAAGUAUUGAAAUCAAGGCCAAAGUUUCAUCAAGUUAAAGAACAACCCGAAUAUAUGGGUAAAGGAAAAGAAUUAGUUUUGAGAGAUUAUCAAAUGAAUGGUCUCAAUUGGAUGAUUCAUUCCUGGUGUAAAGAAAACAGUGUAAUUCUUGCUGACGAAAUGGGUCUUGGAAAAACUAUACAAACAAUUUGCUUUUUAUAUUAUCUAUUUCAUACACAUCAACUUUAUGGACCAUUUUUGUUAGUUGUCCCAUUGUCAACGAUGACAUCGUGGCAACGAGAAAUGACUCAAUGGGCACCUGAAUUAAACUUUGUUACAUACCUCGGUGAUAUUACAUCUCGGAAUGUUAUCAGGGAAUACGAAUGGUGUUACAGUACAAAGAAAAUAAAGUUUAAUGCUAUUCUCACAACAUAUGAGAUAGUUCUUAAGGAUAAAAUGUUUUUAGGCGCAGUCAAUUGGGCUGUACUUUUGGUCGAUGAAGCUCAUCGCUUAAAAAAUGAUGAUUCUCUUUUGUACAAAGCACUCACUGAAUUUAAUACAAAUCAUCGUCUUUUAAUCACAGGCACACCUUUACAAAAUAGUCUCAAAGAAUUAUGGGCAUUGCUACAUUUUAUUAUGCCCAAUAAAUUUGUAUCGUGGGAGGAAUUUGAAAAAGAGCACGAUAAUGCGGCACAAAAAGGUUAUUCAAAACUUCAUAAACAACUCGAACCAUUUAUUUUACGUCGUGUUAAAAAGGAUGUUGAAAAAUCCUUACCAGCUAAGGUUGAACAAAUUUUACGAGUUGAAAUGACAUCAUUACAGAAACAAUAUUAUAAAUGGAUAUUGACAAAAAAUUAUAAUGCAUUAAGAAAAGGUAAUAGGGGUUCGACAACGACAUUUUUAAAUAUUGUCAUUGAAUUAAAAAAAUGUUGUAAUCAUGCAUUUUUGACAAAACCAAAUGACAUUGAAAAUAGAGAUGCAAAUGAGGAUUAUCUUCAACAAUUGAUACGCGGUUCGGGAAAACUUGUACUUCUUGAUAAAUUAUUGGUUCGUUUACGUGAAACCGGUCAUCGUGUAUUGAUAUUCAGUCAAAUGGUUAGACUUUUAGAUAUUCUUGGUGAAUAUUUGCAAAAAAGACAUUUUCCAUUUCAACGAUUAGAUGGAAGUAUUAAAGGUGAAUUGAGAAAACAGGCUCUUGAUCAUUUUAACGCUGAGGGUUCAACGGAUUUUUGUUUUCUUCUUUCAACGCGUGCAGGCGGUUUGGGUAUUAAUUUAGCAACUGCCGAUACGGUUAUUAUUUUUGAUUCCGAUUGGAAUCCACAAAAUGAUUUACAAGCACAAGCGAGAGCACAUCGUAUUGGUCAAAAGAAUCAAGUGAAUAUUUAUAGAUUGGUAACGAAAAAUUCAGUUGAGGAAGAAAUUGUUGAACGAGCGAAACAAAAAAUGGUUCUCGAUCAUCUUGUCAUUCAACGGAUGGAUACAACGGGACGAACUGUUUUGGAUAAAAAGAGCGGUGGUUCGAAUAAUAAUCCAUUUAAUAAAGAGGAUCUUAGUGCAAUUUUAAAGUUUGGCGCUGAAGAAUUGUUUAAGGAUGAAGAGGAUGGUGAUGAGGAGCCAACGUGUGACAUUGAUGAAAUAUUGCGAAGAGCCGAGACAAGGGAUGAGGCACCAACGACAGUUGGUGAUGAAUUGUUGUCGGCAUUUAAAGUUGCAAGUUUUGCUGCUUUUGAAGAAGAAACAGAACCGGUGACACAAGUGAAUGAGAAUGAGGACGAUAGUAAAGAUUGGGCGGAAAUUAUUCCUGAGAAUUUUCGAAUGAAAGUUGAAGAGGAGGAAAAAUCGAAGGAAAUGGAGGAUCUUUAUUUACCGCCAAGAAGUCGUAAGACAUUGCAACAAAUUAAUCAAGGCGAAGGUAGAGGACGUAAGAGAAAAAAGCCAGAUGAUGAUGAGGAGAGUGAUGAGGGCGAUGAUUCAGGUAGUGAGGGUGAUGGAAGUGAUGAUGAUAGACCGAAGAAAAGAGGUAGACCACGAGUGACACCACGUGAGAAUAUCAAGAGUUUCACCGAUGUGGAAAUUAGAAGAUUUAUCAAAAGUUAUAAAAAAUUCCCAGCACCAUUGAAAAGGUUAGAUGAUAUUGCAGCUGACGCUGAAUUGCAAGAGAAACCACUUCCUGAAUUACGAUUUUUGUCUGAACAAUUGCGUUCAAGGAGUGAAACAUGUUUAUCGGAAUAUGAAAGUAGUGUACCGACGAAGGAAAAUAAAACAGGUGGUGGUGGUGGUGAUGAUGAUAAAGGAGCUGCUCGUAAACGUGGAAGAAGACCCACUUUUAAGAUGGGCGGUGUUAUGGUUAAUGCAAAAUCAUUAUCGGCAGCUGUUAAAGAACUUGAACCACUUGAUCAAGCACUACCAUCUGAUGCUGAGCAUCGUGCAAAUUGGCAUUUAGAUGUCAAAGUAAAACCAGCAAAUUUCGAUUGUGAAUGGACAACGGAAGAUGAUUCAAGAUUAUUGCGUGGUAUUUAUCAACAUGGAAUGGGAUCUUGGGAGGCAAUUAAAGCUGAUCCAAGUUUAAAAUUAAAUGAAAAAUUACAAGGAAAUGGCAGCAAUAAAUUACAAUGGAAAAGAAUUAGUACACGAGGGGAAUAUCUUUUAAAAGUUUUAAAGAAACAAAUGGAACUUAAAUUAGGAGUGACGAGAACAAGAAAACCGAGAAAAACUAAAGAUGUUACAAAAGCAAUAACAAAGGAAAUUGUUGAAGAAAAUGACAGUUCCGGGGAUGAAAAUAAAAAACCAAAACCAAAGAUUGAAAAGGUUUUACAAAAGAAAGACGAUGAAGUAGUGGUGAAAAAAGAAAGUAAAGAAGAAUCCGAAACAGUCGCUGACGAAAAGAAGAAGGAGAAGAAAGUUAAAAAAGAGAAAAAAGAAAGUAAGAAGAAUAAAAAGAAUAAACAACCUGUAGGGCCAAUGCAUUUUACAGCAAAUAAUGAACCAAGAGCACUUGAUGUUUUGGGAGAUUUGGAUCCAUCUAUCUUUAAUGAGUGUAAGGAGAAAAUGCGACCCGUUAAGAAAGCAUUGAAAGCACUAGACAAGCCUGAUCAAUCAUUAAGUGAAUCAGAUCAAUUGGCUCACACGAGAAAUUGUCUUGUACAAAUUGGCAAUCAAAUAAAUACCUGUCUUCAGGAAUAUAAAGAUCCUGAACAGGUGAAAGAAUGGAGGAGUAAUCUUUGGUAUUUUGUUUCUAAAUUCACCGAGUUCGAUGCUAAGAAACUUUAUAAACUUUACAAACAUGCAAUUAAAAAAGGAGAUGGAAGUACAAGUAUGACUUCAACUCCUGAGAAAAAGGAUGAAGCAACCCCUACGAAGAAAUCGGAAGAGAAAGCUGAGAAGCACUCAACGAAAAGUCCAGCGGAUAAUGCAAAAGAUUCUCGUCCAGUUAAAAGAAGAAUUGAGGAAGCCGAGGAGAAUACAAAUACUUUUCCAGUUAAGAAACAUUUAAUUACAAACACAUCAUUGAGCAGUAUCAGUAGUACUUCGUCGGUAACAAUUGGUGGUAUAACAAUAACGCCCGUUACAUCGACGUCAAAUUCAACGCCAAGUACAACAAACAGUAUUGGAGAAAUGACAAGGCAUAAGGAAUUAAAAGAACCAAUGAAGCACAAAGAAAUGAAGAGGGAUCGUGACAGAGAUCGAGAUCGUGAUAGAGAUCGAGGUCACAAUGAUUCUAGAAAUAUGGAUCGUUUAAGUUCAGGAAAGGACGAAAGAAUUAGAAGAGAUAGUGGUGGUUAUGGAAUGGGUGGUCACUACAGUGGAAGUCGAGAAGACGAACAUUGGAUGCCAAGAGAUGGACGAGAUCAUCGAGAUAAUAGGUUUGGAGAUCAUAAACGAGAAAGAUUCGAUAAUUACGGACGCAUGGGAGGUGGAUAUCAUCGUGAUAGAGAUCGAGAUCGUGAUCGAAUGCACAUGAAUGACAAGAGAAACGAUUACUAUCGAUAUCAAUCGGGACCACCUCCUUAUGUUGGAUAUGGUGGAUCAGGUGGUUAUGGUGGCGGAGGCGGUGGAGGUGGUGGUGGUGGUUAUCCACCUCCUGAUAUGCAACAAAAUCAUUUUAGAGGCGGUAGAAAUUACCCCAACGAUGGUUACCAGGGUGAUUGGAGGCCAAACAGAAGAGACUACGAUCGAAGGCCACCACCGCCGAAUGCCAAUUCCUAGUGCACUAUUCUUGUCACCGUCCCUCAAUAAUAUGAUCAAGCGGUUAUGAAUUUAUUAAUCAUAUUGUCAAGUCUUAAAAAAAAAUCAUGCCCAGUUUAAUUCAAAUUGCACCAUCGCCUGCUGUUUAAAAAAAAAAGUGCGUUAUUAUAAUCAGACAGAAAUUGAUUGGAAAAUGAAUUUCAAUCAAUUUAACGAUAGGUGCAUUGGACAAUCUAACAGAAAAAAAAAGAACAACGUAUCAGCAGUAUAUUCAUCUUUUUUAGUAGAAAUUAGAAUCAUCUUUUAGGUCCAAUUGUGUUGAUAUUUACAAUUAUUUUCGAUAAAAAAAUAAAAAAAAAAUGACAUUUUACGAGAUUGUUAUUGACUUGGAUAAAAUAAUUGCUUUUAAUUAGUGAAAAUAAUAAAAGUGCAUACAGUUCACAUUGCAUUUUCAGUAUGCACUUGUAAUAAUUUAUAUGUGAUAUAUAUAUAUUUUUUUUCUUUUUCAUUUUGUAAAACUGUUGACACAUGUUAGUAAAUGUCCUAUCGAUUGACUUAUUUAUUUCAACUUGACUUAAAAGAAAUGAAAACCUGUUUAAACUCCAAUUUCACGUGCGAUUAACGAUUUUUUUUUAUUAAUCGAAUGAAACAUCCAUUAGUUUAGAUUAUUUGUAAAUAGAUUAUUCAUAACUGAGAUCAAAGAGAUAAAUAAUUUUUUUGUACUCUUUGUUUUUAUAAGAUUACAGAGAAACUUAAAUUGCGGAGGUUUUUUUUUUUUUUUCUUUUUUUUUUUAAUUGUGAUUUUCUCGACAAUGUACUUCUUCUUUUGGACAAUUGAAUCUGCUCACAAAUAUUCUACGAUUUUGAAAGUGAAGCUUUUACGUUUAAAAAAAAUAUAUAUAAUAUUAAUUAAACGCACUCGAAUUACUUUUUUUUAUUAUUAAAAAGAAAGUGAGUGUGUUUUAUUAAGAAAGAAGAUAAAUAUGUUUUAUACUCGUACACGGCUUUUUGAAACUUCAUCACACGGCGUAUUUUUUCUGUAUAAAAAAAAGCUAUUAAAUAUCUACUUUAUAUUUAUCAAAAAGGAGAGAAAGAGAGAGAACGAACGAAUGAAUGUGUACUAUCUUGGUAUUGUAAAAAAAAAAAAAAGAAAAUAAUUUAUGUCAGUAUCAUUAUAUUUUUCUUCUUCUUUGUCAAUGUAAAACGACGUAAAUACUUUGUUUAUUAGAUAUUUUUUUUUUUUAUCUGAAGAAAAUUACUAUUUUGUAGAUUAUUUUUAAUACACAGAAAUUAUAAUUAAUUUUUUCUCAUUGAUCGUGAAAUUUGCUAAAAAAAAAAAAAAAAAACUUUUGAGGGUGCAUGCAUUGAUGUAAAUAAUGGUUUAUGCAUUGAAUACGUGCAAAUUUAUCGGAAUCAUGAAAAUUUACAAAUAAUGAUACAUAAAAAAGAAUAUAAGAAUGCAUACUGCGAAAAUAGUCGCUGAGAGCGAAUAUGGGAAAAUUAUGCGAAAUUGUCAAAUUGAGUGGCUAAAUUUAGACACGAAUGUUGAAAUGGGAAAUGAUUGCCUGAAUAUAGUGAACUGUUUAUAAUUUAUUACCGCUAGCGGAUUAGAAAUCAAUAAAAAAAAACAAAAAAAAAAAACUACUGAAGUGAAAAAAUACUGUAUAUAAGCGAAUAAAAGAUUGAUUAUUAAUAACAUCAGAAUAA
Molecule: messenger RNA, 7392 nt
Organism: Leptopilina boulardi
Lineage: Eukaryota; Metazoa; Arthropoda; Insecta; Hymenoptera; Figitidae
Gene: Chd1
Product: chromodomain-helicase-DNA-binding protein 1
Exons: 16
Coding region: 247-5706 (1819 amino acids)
Biological process (GO): nucleosome organization; regulation of transcription by RNA polymerase II
Cellular component (GO): chromatin; nucleus
Molecular function (GO): ATP binding; ATP-dependent chromatin remodeler activity; chromatin binding
Source: RefSeq, a predicted model, not a curated record